Molecule: messenger RNA, 1158 nt
Organism: Habropoda laboriosa
Lineage: Eukaryota; Metazoa; Arthropoda; Insecta; Hymenoptera; Apidae
Product: odorant receptor 4-like
Exons: 6
Coding region: 1-1158 (385 amino acids)
Biological process (GO): sensory perception of smell; detection of chemical stimulus involved in sensory perception of smell
Cellular component (GO): plasma membrane
Molecular function (GO): olfactory receptor activity; odorant binding
Source: RefSeq, a predicted model, not a curated record
AUGACUUCGACGACUAUAAUUAAUCGUCCAUUGGAAUAUAGCCUCCGUCUAUUUGGCGCCUGGCCAGAUUCUUCCUAUUCAUUUCUGAAAAGUAUUAUUUGGUCGACGAUAAUGGCAACGUUUUUAAUGUUUCAAUAUUGGUAUUGUAUUACUCAUAUUAGAUCAGGUUUAAUUGAUUUAUUGGACGGAUUGAGUAUUACUUUAUCAAAUUCACUCGUCUUUCUCAAAUUGAUUAUUAUUUGGCUUCAUAGUCGAACAUUUUAUGGCAUUCUGACAACCGUAUUCGAGGACUGCAAUAAUUAUGCUUCUACCGUUGAAAAUAAACGAAUAAUGACAGAUAAAGCUAUGUUGUCUUCUCGUAUCUCAAAUUUUUUAAUUGGCUAUUUUUCGAUCACGUUCCUUGUAUAUUCAGGACUUGCUCUAGUAUUAUUUGAUGAAGAUCAGAAUGGACCGGUUUCCAAACAAAGGAAAUUUUUAAUUAGAAUGGAAUUUCCUUUCGAAGCUACAGUCUCUCCACGUUAUGAAAUUAUUCUAGUUGUACAAUUUAUAUUCGAAGCAUUUAUAGUUUAUGGAGCAGCUACAUCGAUAGCCCUAAUUGCAGUACUAAUAUUACAUGUUGGUGGUCAGAUCGAUUUAUUGUGUCAAAACAUGAGAGACAUUUCUCGUAAUCAUGAGAAGAAAGUACCGCAAAAACUGACAAUAAAGGAUGUCGUUGUUAGGCAUCAACGAAUUAUACGACUGUCUAAAAAUAUCGAGACAGUUUUUACUUAUAUAUCAUUAUGCCAAUUUUUAUCGAAUAUGCUGGUUAUCUGUUUCAUAAGCUUCGUUUUGGUAACCUCCUUGAACACGGAACAGACAACUGGAUUAAUACUGAAAUGUUUUCCCUAUUACGUUGCUGUUAAUUGUGAAGCAUUCAUUUUAUGUUAUACCGGAGAAUAUCUAACCUCUAAGAGUGAACGUAUUACACAAUCUGUGUACAAUUUUCUUUGGUACGAUCUAAAACCUCGAGAAGCUCGUAUUGUAUUAUUAAUAAUAUUACGAUCUCAGAAAGAGUUAAUACUCACUGCGGGCAAAUUUGUGAAUCUUUCCUUGGCUGCAUUUGCUAAUAUGCUAAAAGCUUCAGCCUCGUACGUAUCUGUUUUGCAUGCAAUGUGUUAA